Messenger RNA from Conger conger (European conger), 1872 nucleotides. It is a transcript of the gene rxrga, whose product is annotated as retinoid x receptor, gamma a. Lineage: Eukaryota; Metazoa; Chordata; Actinopteri; Anguilliformes; Congridae. The transcript has 11 exons. The coding region runs from base 240 to 1511 and encodes 423 amino acids. Gene Ontology annotation, biological process: positive regulation of transcription by RNA polymerase II; cell differentiation; anatomical structure development. Gene Ontology annotation, molecular function: zinc ion binding; retinoic acid-responsive element binding; nuclear receptor activity. Gene Ontology annotation, cellular component: nucleus; RNA polymerase II transcription regulator complex. The record is from RefSeq and is a predicted model, not a curated record.
AGCCGGGGAAGGAAUUCAGAGGGGGAUGCCGCUGUCUGUGACGGGGAAGCAACGACAAUAAUAGGGGAGGGGAAACAACUGGGAUAUAACUUGUACUAUGGAUAAUAAUGACACGUAUCUACAUUUAAACGAAAAAUGAAAUACUACAAACUAUUCCUGUGAUAUCAUCUGGAGCCCUGAACAUCUGUAAUAAAUAUCCGUCCUCUCACUGUCACAUAACCCCGCCCCCGUCCCAGACGAUGAACUCCAUGGUGGGACACCCCUCCGUCAUCAGUGCCUCGGUCAACGCCCCCCGGCCCCUCCCUUCCCCCCUGAGUGGCAUGGGCUCGCCGUACUCCGUCAUCACGUCCUCCCUGGGCUCGCCCUCCAUCUCCCUGCCCUCCACGCCAGGGAUCAACUUCGGUACACUUUGCAGUCCACAGAUGAGCUCACUUAACAGUGUGAGCAGCACAGAGGACAUCAAACCCCCUCCCGGUCUGGCAGGACUGGGCAGCUACCAGUGCACCAGCCCAGGGUCCCUGUCCAAGCACAUCUGUGCCAUCUGCGGAGACCGUUCCUCAGGAAAGCACUAUGGCGUGUACAGCUGUGAAGGCUGCAAAGGGUUUUUCAAGAGGACCAUCAGGAAAGACCUCACCUACACUUGCAGGGACAGCAAGGAGUGUCUGAUCGACAAGCGGCAGCGGAACCGCUGCCAGUACUGCCGCUACCAGAAGUGUCUGGCCAUGGGCAUGAAGAGGGAAGCGGUGCAGGAGGAGAGGCAGAGGGGGCGGGAGAAGAGCGAUAAUGAGGUGGAGUCCACCAGCAGCUUCAGUGAAGACAUGCCGGUGGAGAAGAUCCUAGAUGCCGAGCUGGCCGUGGAGCCCAAGACAGAGACGUACAUGGACGCCAGUCCUGGGAACUCGACAAACGAUCCCGUCACCAACAUCUGCCAAGCAGCAGACAAGCAGCUCUUCACUCUAGUUGAGUGGGCCAAGAGGAUCCCGCACUUCUCUGAGCUACCGCUCGACGACCAGGUCAUCCUGCUGCGAGCAGGUUGGAACGAGCUGCUCAUCGCUUCCUUCUCACACCGUUCGGUCACAGUCAAGGAUGGAAUCCUGCUGGCUACCGGGCUGCACGUCCACCGCAGCAGCGCCCACAGUGCUGGUGUCGGUUCCAUCUUUGACAGAGUUCUGACGGAACUGGUGUCAAAGAUGAAAGAUAUGCAGAUGGAUAAGACAGAGCUGGGCUGUCUCCGUGCCAUCGUCCUGUUUAACCCAGACGCAAAGGGCUUGUCAAACCCACCAGAGGUAGAGAGUCUACGGGAGAAGGUGUACGCUUCACUAGAGUCCUACACCAAGCACAGAUACCCUGAACAGCCAGGCAGGUUUGCCAAACUUCUUCUUCGCCUGCCAGCCCUGCGCUCUAUCGGCCUGAAGUGUUUAGAACACCUCUUCUUCUUCAAGCUGAUCGGUGACACGCCCAUCGAUACCUUUCUUAUGGAGAUGCUAGAGGCACCGCACCAGAUCACAUGACAAUGGAACCUGCUCCCUGUAAAUACCCUCAGACCUGUGUAAUUCAUAGAAGGAUGAACUCGAGCAAAAGUUGUAAAACUGCAUAUUUUGUACCAAGCACAAUUAUUAAUGUGAAAACAAUUUGUACUGGACUUUUCAAAGUAUGCUGUCAAAUGGAAUUUGAUAGGAAUGUACAAGAAUCUUCCUUUUUUUGUAAAUAGAUAAUUACAAUUAUCCAGUUUUAAAAAGCAGCUUAAUGCAAUAUAAAAUUUAAUUUUAUUCAAUGAAAACAAUUUAUAGAGAAAACAAACUGCCACCAGCCUAGAAUUUCUAAAAUCAAUUUUAGAAUUCUUUGAAAAUAAAAAGUAAAAUGAAAAUGUUA